Aspergillus japonicus CBS 114.51 is the source of this 429-nucleotide messenger RNA. RefSeq lists its product as uncharacterized. The transcript has a single exon. NCBI's taxonomy places the organism in Eukaryota, Fungi, Ascomycota, Eurotiomycetes, Eurotiales, Aspergillaceae. The record is from RefSeq and is a predicted model, not a curated record. Bases 121 to 381 code for a protein of 86 amino acids.
UCUUGCCUCAAAGGAUGGGGUGAGCUAGAAAUGUGUCAAAGGUGACGAUCCAUUCUCUUGCCAGGUCGAAUAUUCCGAGUAAAACCUCUUCCGCGAGAAUCUGUCUAGAGACACAACCAAAUGGUUUUUGAGAUGACCAUUACACUGACCCCGGCAAGUUGUGCUGCCUGCUCACUAGGAUUCGACUUUUAUGCUAGAUGCCAUGUCGCUUCGCUUGACGAGUGUAUGCAGACCUUUCCAUGGCUAUUUGAGGUUUUGGGUCUCACCCAUGUUACGCCUACUGUUUUCGAUUAUCUGGUGAAAAAUUGCUUGCAUGUCUAUUGGUUCGGUAAUGGCAGGGGAAUCCAUGCUGUGAAUCUGCAAUGCCGCUAUGUAGUGUAACGCAGGUAGGCUUCCUCGUCACGUAAUGAGACUCUUAGCACAAUGCGC